Penicillium arizonense is the source of this 369-nucleotide messenger RNA. RefSeq lists its product as uncharacterized. The record is from RefSeq and is a predicted model, not a curated record. Bases 1 to 369 code for a protein of 122 amino acids. The transcript has a single exon. NCBI's taxonomy places the organism in Eukaryota, Fungi, Ascomycota, Eurotiomycetes, Eurotiales, Aspergillaceae.
AUGUAUACACAAUAUGAAUACUUCGUGCAUGCUCUACGAAGUCAAGUUAACAACCUAAGACACUACCCAGGUCGUCGCCAUAACCCAGAGCAUCAUGAUUUUCCGGACUCUGGCCGUUACCCGGACCAUCGCCUGAGGGUCAUUGAGCAGCUAGAAGUGACUCGCCGCGAGAUGAGUGGAAUCAUGGCUACUAUUGAUUUGUCCAAGACUGUGGACUCCACUGAUCUCCGAAAUCUCUGCACUUUUAUUAUGCCAGUCCUGCCCUUACUGAUUAGUACUCUUAGAUGCACCGCGACAGAAGACCAUAAGGUUGCCUUUGACCUCGCGCGUAUUCUCACCCGCGCAGAGAUAGUUAACAACUGGAGCUAA